Metarhizium brunneum ARSEF 3297 is the source of this 2991-nucleotide messenger RNA. RefSeq names its product UBP9-binding protein bun107 (gene bun107). Gene Ontology annotation, molecular function: ubiquitin binding. Gene Ontology annotation, biological process: double-strand break repair via homologous recombination. The record is from RefSeq and is a predicted model, not a curated record. NCBI's taxonomy places the organism in Eukaryota, Fungi, Ascomycota, Sordariomycetes, Hypocreales, Clavicipitaceae.
AUGGCCAAGAAGGCCCGCCAGAGAAUCAGCUAUGUUCUCGAGAAUGCCAAAUCGUCCGAGGGUGGCCAUCGUUUGGGCGUAAAUGGCCUUGCUGUCGAUACGGACAAUGGCAUCCUCUACUCUGGUGGACGAGAUGGCAUCGUCUGCGCCUGGGACCUCGACCUCGACCUGAGACGACCCUCUACCGACACCCAUGAUUCGGCAGACAAGACUCGGUCCCGAAGCAAAUUCCGCGCCCAAGCACAGCCUCACACACAUUGGAUAAACGACAUUACCCUGGCGCAGAACAACACUGCCUUGGUCUCAGCGUCGUCAGAUCUUACGGUCAAGGUAUGGCGACCACACUCGGAGGAGGACUGCACGCGCACAGUCGCAAUCGGAGAGCACGCUGAUUACGUGAAAUGUGUCGCCACGCCUCCCGCCAGCAUCAAUGCCAACUGGGUUGCUUCGGGUGGUUUGGAUCGCAAAAUUUGCCUCUGGGAUCUCAACGGAGCCGGAAAGACGCUCGAGGUUGACGUCAAGGGUGAGGAGAUACUCGAGAAGGGAUCUGUGUACGCCCUCGCAGUGAGUCGUGACAUUAUGGCCAGCGGCGGACCCGAGAAGACGAUUCGACUCUACGAUCCUCGAACCGGCGACAAGGUCUCUAAAUUGGUUGGCCACUUGGACAACAUUAGAUCCAUUUUAAUUGACGACUCUGGUGACAUCAUCCUGAGUGCCAGUGCCGACAAGACAAUCAAGAUGUGGAGUGUCAAGGGCGGUCGCUGCAUGUACACUUUUACAAUGCACGACGAAAGCAUUUGGUCCCUGUUCUCCGAGGACCCAAGUCUCGGCAUAUUUUACAGCAGUGAUCGGUCUGGCCUUGUAGCCAAGACGGAUGUUCGAGGCAGCAUGGAAGAUUUGGAUAACGGGCUGAGUUUGGCGGUUGCACAGGAGCACUGUGGCGUGUCCAAGGUUGUCGCCGCCGGCGGUCACGUUUGGACGGCUACAAACCGGUCUUCAGUCAAUCGUUGGGGAGAUAUAGAUACCGACACAGACGCCUGCUUACCAGAGCCAUUCCGUCAUCAGAGGGCUGCCUCGGCAGCGUCCAACAAGCUUCGACAAGCUACAGUAGCUGGUGCUCAGGCGACAAGCAACAAGGAAAUCCCAUCCGAGUCUAUUCUCCGUAUUUCCAACACUGCUGUGUUCCCUGCCCGCGGCGUCGUCGAUGCCGAGCCCAACAACUUGAAUGAGUCGUUGACUAGGCGUGGAUCCGAAGUCGUGGUAGAGCAACCCGAUCCGGAAGUAAAGCCAAUUCAUCAAACACCAGAAGAGACCAUCGAAGGCCAGUUUGGGCUUUUGAAACACAAGAUGCUCAAUGAUAGGAGAAGGGUGUUGACAUUGGAUACUGCCGGUGAUGUCCUGCUUUGGGAUCUCCUUGCUUGCAAGCCAGUCCAGAGCUUCGGCAAACAGCAUCUGGAAGAUGUCGAGGCCUUGGUCAACACUCGUGAAGCUGUGGCGCCAUGGUGCUCAGUGGACUUGAGCUCUGGCAAUCUUACAGUUGUGUUGGAACCUUUCAACUGCUUCGAUGCCGAGAUAUACGCCGACGAGUUGAAGUUAGACGAGCCUGUAGAGUUCAGGGAAGACCAAAGAAUCAGCCUUGGAAGGUGGAUCUUGAGAUAUCUCUUCUCGAAUCUGAUUGACGAAGAAAUCAAGCGCGACGAAAGAUACCGGCAGAAAUUAAACGAAGAGGUCUCCAGGAACCAAGCCGCCGGUCGAGCCAAUGCACCUACGUCGAUUGAUAUUCCUCCGUCAAAUGUCUCGAACUGGGACAAGCCCGAUCAACUUGCCACGCCUCGAGCUAACGGCUCACAACUACACCAGGGCACUCCUGGCUUGGCAAUUGGCCUUGCAACUCCUGCGCCUGGAGCCGCACUUCCUGGCGUACCUGAAGAGGUGGUAUCUAGCCCUUUAAGCCCUACCGAAAAGGGAAAUACCGCAGACAAAGACGAUUACUUUGCUGGCGGUAGUGCUGUUGGGCCCGGUGCUCCAGCGACAGAGUCAUCGGAAAUGAAGACUUCGACGGAUAAUGGCAAUGAGAAGGGCAAGGACAAGGCGAGUGACACAGCCAAGUUACCCGGCAGCACCUUUGGGAAGAAGUUCCGAAUAUCCUUCAGCAGCAAGAAACUAGGGCGAUCAUCUUCCCAGGCGACGCAAGAUAAGCCCGUGGUGGUUGACGAAAAGGCUGAGGAGUCAGAAUCAUCUUCCACAAAUGAAAAGGAAGUGGACGAUAGCUUUUGGGGGGUUAUCCAGAAGAUCCGCAACGAUUACGAUAAGCAGCUUGCCGACGCUCCGGAGAAACUUAUCGAAACUAAAGUAACGCCCAGUCUUCCUAGUGAGACCCCUGUGCUAAAGCUCCCGCCGGGAACCAAGAUCAUUAUCCAAGAGGAGAUGUCUGGUGGUAGCGCCAAUGUGUAUCAAGGGACGGUCGAGAAUGUUGGCAAGGACGCUGACAUUAUUGAACAGAAAGCCCCAAUGUGGCUCGGGGACGUGUUACUGCAAAAUCUCGUCCCGUUCAAGGAGCCUGUCAAAAUUUCAUUUGUUCUUCAUCCCAUGGGGGGCUUGAUCGCUCUGUCCCCGGCAGAUGGAAAUAACAGAUUAAACGCCAACAGAAUGUUGCGUGUCAAGAAGAUCUUGGCUUACGUUGCCGAAAGGAUUGAGGAAGUGCCCGAGGAACCACAACCUAAUGCUCUGCCUCCUGAAAAAUAUUUGGAACUGUAUUGUAAUGAUCAGCUCCUUGACCCGCUGAUGAGCCUUGCAACGAUCCGUACGCAUGUGUGGAAGAGCGGUAACGACGUCGUCUUGUACUACAAGGCCAACGGACGCAAGGAGAUUAUACCGCCCAAGCCUGCAUCAUCGAUAAUCCCUGCAGAUACGCCCGGGGCCCCGAGUCCCUUGGGUGCGCCAACAGCAGCAUCUGAAUCUACUACUUCUACAACGACAGCAGUGACAUAA